CUAUUUAAGCAGCAUCUCAUACUGCCUCUCAUGUGCUACCCACCUCAAGACUGCACAAGUAAGGUAGGACAUCUGAGAUAUUUUGAGGAUGCUGGUAUGGCUGAGUCUCUCAGUGCUGGCCGUGACCCUGCAGCCAGCGCUCUCUUUGUAUAACUGCUCCUCCCUGUACAACAGGGUCCCAAACAAUGACGACCUGACGGUGGACUGUGGGGUUAGUGUCAUCACUCUGAACGUUAACCUCUGCACAGCGCAGUGGGCCGGCUUUGAUCCCGCGAGCCUGGCUAUGAACGGGGAGCACAACAACAGCCUCUGUCAAGGCACCAUAGACACCAGCGCUAACCCUCCAGUCAUUCGCUUCCAACUGCCUGUCAACGACAGUCAGGCCAACCCAUGCCGGCAGUCCCUGCAGAUAGUAAACGAGAUCCCCAGCUCAUCUGGACCCUUCAGCCAGUUCUCCACCAUCCAGUCAGUCAUCAUCACCGGCUACAUUGACACGCCCUCCUCCUCAGUGGGAUACAUCAGCUACUCCACGGACCUCUACUACCACUUCUCCUGCCGUUACCCGCUCGAGUACCUCAUCAACAACACCAAGAUAGUGGCAUCGUCAGUGUCGGUGGCUACCAAUGACAAAAACGGAAGCUUUAUCAACACUCUAAGCAUGAGUGUGUACAAUGAUUCAAACUUUUCAUAUCCACUGGUGGUUCCACCUACUGGACUACAACUGCGCACGAUGAUCUAUGUUGAAGUGAAGGCAGCCAAUCUUAGUGGGAACUUUAAUCUCCUCUUGGAUCACUGCUUUGCAACUCCGUCCCUCUACAAUUCAACCAGCAGUGACAAACAUGACUUUUUCACCAUAUGUAACAUUUACCCUCACACCACUGUCUUGGGAAAUGGAAUCUCCAAGAAGUCCAGGUUCUCUUUUGAAGCGUUCCGUUUUGUGGAGCAUCGUGACCAAGACAGGUCCUCCAUCUACCUUCACUGCAUACUGAAGCUUUGCGAACCCGACAAGUGCCAGAACUUUAUCAAUGCCUGCAAUGUUAGAAGAAAGAGAUCCGUUGAUCCUGGAACUGAGGCCUCUGUGUCAAUGGGGCCGAUAUAUACUGCCGCCCAAAGUAAGUACACAAUCUCCCCCAGUUUGGCUGUUCAGAUGUUUUUUAGCCAGUAG
Molecule: messenger RNA, 1165 nt
Organism: Colossoma macropomum (tambaqui)
Lineage: Eukaryota; Metazoa; Chordata; Actinopteri; Characiformes; Serrasalmidae
Product: zona pellucida-like domain-containing protein 1
Exons: 9
Coding region: 89-1165 (358 amino acids)
Cellular component (GO): cell surface
Source: RefSeq, a predicted model, not a curated record